AUGGUCUUUGCCAGGACGCUCUCGCGCGCCGUGGCGCGCAACCCCACCUCGAGCCUCGUCGCUCACAGGUCGGCCGGCUUCCACUCGACCGCCGCCGCAUCUAGGAUCAUUGCAUCGCAGCCCCUCCGCGCAAAGGAGGCACCCUCGAUCGCAGACGCCGCAAAGGGCUACCCCGUCAUCGACCACGAGUACGACGCCGUCGUUGUCGGUGCCGGUGGAUCCGGUCUGCGUGCCGCCUUCGGUCUCGCCGAGGCCGGCCUCAACACUGCCUGCAUCACCAAGCUCUUCCCCACCCGGUCCCACACCGUCGCUGCCCAGGGCGGUAUCAACGCUGCUCUCGGAAACAUGACCGAGGACGACUGGAGGUGGCACAUGUACGACACCGUCAAGGGAUCCGACUGGCUCGGCGACCAGGAUGCCAUCCACUACAUGUGCCGCGAGGCGCCCCGCACCGUCAUUGAGCUCGAGCACUUCGGCCUGCCCUUCUCGCGAACCAAGGACGGCAAGAUCUACCAGCGUGCCUUUGGCGGACAGUCGCUCAACUACGGCAAGGGCGGCCAGGCCUACCGCUGCGCCGCCGCCGCCGACCGCACUGGCCACGCCAUGCUUCACACCCUCUACGGCCAGUCGCUUCGCCACAACACCAACUUCUUCAUCGAGUACUUUGCCCUCGACCUGAUCAUGGAGGACGGCGAGUGCGUCGGCGUCAUGGCCCUCAACAUGGAGGACGGCACCAUCCACCGUUUCCGCUCGCACAAGACCGUCCUCGCCACGGGCGGAUACGGCAAGGCCUACUUCUCGGCCACCAGCGCCCACACCUGCACCGGCGACGGCAUGGCCAUGGUCUCGCGCGCCGGCCUGCCGCUCCAGGACCUCGAGUUUGUCCAGUUCCACCCCACCGGCAUCUACGGCGCCGGAUGCCUCAUCACCGAGGGCUCCCGCGGCGAGGGCGGAUACCUGCUCAACUCGGAGGGCGAGCGCUUCAUGGAGAGGUAUGCGCCCACCGCCAAGGAUCUCGCCUCGCGCGACGUCGUCUCGCGCUCGAUGACCAUCGAGAUCCGCGAGGGCCGCGGCGUCGGCCCCGAGAAGGACCACGUCUACCUGCAGCUCUCGCACCUGCCCCCGGAGGUCCUCCACGAGCGCCUGCCCGGCAUCUCGGAGACGGCCGCCAUCUUUGCCGGCGUCGACGUCACCAAGGAGCCCAUCCCCGUCCUGCCCACGGUGCACUACAACAUGGGCGGCAUCCCCACCAAGUACACGGGCGAGGUCAUCACCAAGGGCCCCAACGGCGAGGACAAGGUGGUGCCCGGCCUCUACGCCGCCGGUGAGACGGCGUGCGUGUCGGUGCACGGCGCCAACCGCCUCGGCGCCAACUCGCUGCUCGACAUUGUCGUCUUUGGCCGCGCGUGCGCCAACCACAUCAAGGAGAACCUGUCUCCUGGCAAGCCGCAUAAGGAGCUCAAGGGCGACGCGGGUGCCAAGUCGAUCAACGACCUCGACUGGGCGCGCAACGCCAACGGCUCCAAGCCCACGGCUCAGAUCCGCAACGAGAUGCAGCGCGUCAUGCAGAGCGACGCCGCCGUCUUCCGCACCCAGAAGACGCUCGACGAGGGUGUCGAAAAGAUCGACAAGGUGUUUGACAGCUACCCCGACGUCAGCAUCCAGGACCGCUCCAUGAUCUGGAACUCGGACCUGGUCGAGACGCUCGAGCUCAAGAACCUCCUCACCUGCGCCACCCAGACGAUGCACUCGGCCGCCGCGCGAAAGGAGUCGCGAGGCGCACACGCCCGCGAGGACUUCCCCGACCGCGACGACGAGACCUGGAUGAAGCACACGCUGUCGUGGCAGCAGGGCCAGAACGACAAGGUCAAGCUCGACUACCGCAACGUCGUCAACACGACGCUCGACGAGGCCGAGUGCAAGCCCGUGCCUCCGUUCAAGCGACAGUACUAG
Messenger RNA from Pseudozyma flocculosa PF-1, 1953 nucleotides. RefSeq lists its product as uncharacterized. The record is from RefSeq and is a predicted model, not a curated record. The transcript is spliced from 4 exons. Gene Ontology annotation, biological process: mitochondrial electron transport, succinate to ubiquinone; tricarboxylic acid cycle. Bases 1 to 1953 code for a protein of 650 amino acids. Gene Ontology annotation, molecular function: succinate dehydrogenase (quinone) activity; electron transfer activity; flavin adenine dinucleotide binding. Lineage: Eukaryota; Fungi; Basidiomycota; Ustilaginomycetes; Ustilaginales; Ustilaginaceae.